CGGGGCGGGCGGGCGGCAUGGCGAAGCAGUACGACAUGGUGGAGUGUCCCUUCUGCGACGAGGUGUCCAAGUACGAGAAGCUCGCCAAGAUCGGGCAGGGCACGUUCGGGGAGGUUUUCAAAGCAAAGCACCGUCAGACGGGCAAGAAGGUGGCGCUGAAGAAGGUGCUGAUGGAGAACGAGAAGGAGGGGUUCCCCAUCACAGCCUUGCGAGAGAUUAAAAUCCUGCAGCUGCUCAAGCACGAGAAUGUGGUGAACCUCAUCGAGAUCUGCAGGACCAAAGCCUCUCCUUACAACCGCUGUAAGGGAAGCAUCUACCUUGUGUUUGAAUUCUGUGAGCAUGACCUGGCCGGCCUUCUCAGCAACGCUCAYGUCAAGUUCACGCUCUCGGAGAUCAAGAAAGUUAUGCAGAUGCUGCUGAAUGGGCUUUACUACAUCCACAGGAACAAGAUCUUGCAUCGGGACAUGAAAGCUGCGAACGUCCUCAUCACRCGGGACGGUGUCCUGAAACUCGCAGAUUUUGGGCUGGCUCGAGCUUUCAGCUUGGCUAAAAACAGCCAGCCAAACCGCUACACCAACCGGGUGGUGACUCUGUGGUACCGCCCGCCAGAGCUGCUCCUAGGGGAGCGUGACUAUGGCCCCCCCAUUGACCUGUGGGGCGGAGGCUGCAUCAUGGCAGAGAUGUGGACCCGCAGCCCCAUCAUGCAGGGGAACACGGAGCAGCACCAGCUCACCCUCAUCAGCCAGCUCUGCGGCUCCAUCACGCAGGAGGUUUGGCCGAACGUGGACAAAUACGAGCUGUACCAGAAGCUGGAUCUCCCCAAGGGCCAGAAGCGCAAGGUCAAGGACCGCCUCAAAGCCUACGUCAAAGACCCCUACGCGCUGGACCUCAUCGACAAGCUGCUGGUGCUGGACCCCGCGCAGAGGAUCGACAGCGACGACGCGCUGAACCACGACUUCUUCUGGUCGGACCCUAUGCCCUCGGACCUCAAAAACAUGCUGUCCACCCACAACCAGUCCAUGUUCGAGUACCUGGCCCCACCACGCCGACGGGGUGGGCACAUGCCCCAGCAGCCAGCUAACCAGGGCAGGAACCCCACUGCCACCAACCAGACCGAGUUUGACAGAGUGUUUUGAGUGAGGCCUUCCUCAGCGGGGUCCUGCGGGCUCCCCAUGGGGUGCUUUGAACGGGGACAUCCUAGCAGGGCCCGCCUGUCUGGGAAGGGACUUACUCCAAGGCAAACUGCCUGCUGGUUUUAACCCCGUUGUCUCUUCUUUCUGCACGGCCGCUCUGUUGCAGCGGAGCUGCGGCGGGCGAGCUGUGGGACUGUGAGUGGGGAGGCGAGACACGCGAGCCCGGGGUUUUCUCUGCUGCUUUGGCCCGGAGCCUCGCCCCCCGUGAUGCAAUCUGUGCGUCGGUUACGGCAGUUUUGUGGAUCGAUUGUUAMGGACCUAGUGACAGAGAAGGUGGCUCAGUGGUUGCCAGAGCAAAUGGUGCUGUGGCCAGCAAGCCUGGGGGAGCAGCUGCCAGGGACCACACGGGACCUAUCGGGAGCUGUCUCAGAUUCCAGUUGGUUCUAGCUUCUUCAUGACAUUUCCCUUGAGCGCCCUUUGAAGGGUUAAUGUAGCACGAGGCAGGUCCCUCUGACUAAGGUGGGUGGUGCAGGCGGAGUUGCUCUAGGCAGCAAGACUAACUCUCACUGGAGACUCAGUCCUGGACCAGAAGGGACUUUCRGUGCAAACCAGAGCAGUGGGUGCUGACGCCUGGCUGCCCCACAAAGCCCGGGUUUAGGGCGGAUCCGUCUCCAUAACGGCCCUCACUCCGCAGCUGUGCUUUUUUUUUGUUGUAAACCACAGUGAAGAUUCCCGCCCAGCCUCCGGCGUGCGUUUCCCACAGCGCUAUCCACGACAGGGCCGUGCUGCCCUCAGUCUGGGGAUGCUGCAUUCCCAGCCGGACGGGCGCACGGUGGGCACUGCCACAGCUUGCCAAGACCAACCUGCAGGUAGCAAGUGCUCCUUCAGGCUGCUGCAGCCACCCAGUUCCCUCUGAACGUKUAGUCUUCCACAGCUGUCAGCUGCAGCUGGGUCUUUUCUCUGUAAGCCACAGGGGUCCCAAGUCUUUCUUUUUAAAAGUAACGUGUCCAACACGCACUGGAUGAUAACCUUUGGUAUUUGGUAGGUUGUCCGUUAACCAGACUAAUGGCAAAAGCCACGUUGCUUGCGGGAGAUCGUGGGGCAGGGAGCGGUGCUGAGCGGACUGUUGUCAGAACAGAAAGUGAAGAUGAUAAAGGACGUC
Messenger RNA from Nothoprocta perdicaria, 2295 nucleotides. It is a transcript of the gene CDK9, whose product is annotated as cyclin dependent kinase 9. Gene Ontology annotation, biological process: protein phosphorylation. Gene Ontology annotation, cellular component: nucleus. Bases 18 to 1136 code for a protein of 372 amino acids. Gene Ontology annotation, molecular function: cyclin-dependent protein serine/threonine kinase activity; ATP binding. The transcript is spliced from 7 exons. The record is from RefSeq and is a predicted model, not a curated record. NCBI's taxonomy places the organism in Eukaryota, Metazoa, Chordata, Aves, Tinamiformes, Tinamidae.